CAGUAGCGGGCGGCGGGAGGUGCGUUGAGCGCAUGCGUCUGUGGCAACCUAGAAAGGGGCUGCUGGCGGGCCGAGUCGAAGACAUGGAGCAAGGCUACGGAGGCUAUGGGACGUGGAGUGCUGGACCCACCAACACCCAGGGUACAUAUGGAACUGGUGUGGCCAGCUGGCAAGGUUAUGAAAACUAUAAUUAUUACAGUGCCCAGAACACCAGCGUCAGCUCAGGAGCAACCUAUAGCUAUGGCCCAGCCUCCUGGGAGGUCACCAAGGCCAGUGAUGGCUUGGCAGCUGGGGGCCCUGGCUUGCACAUGACUUCUUAUGGCCCAGAGUCCUGCACCGACAAUUCCGACUCCCUCAUUGCCAAGAUCAACCAGCGAUUGGACAUGAUGUCCAAGGAAGGAGGCAGGGGCGGGAGCAGCAGCGGUGGGGAGGGCAUGCAGGACCGGGAGAGCUCUUUCCGAUUCCAGUCCUACGACUCCUACGACUCCAGGCCUUGCCUGCCUGAACACAAUCCCUACCGCCCCAGCUACAACUAUGAUUAUGACUUCGACAUGGGGCCUGACCGAAAUGGUGGCUUUGGUGGUCAGUACAGCGACUGCCGGGAUGCAACCCGAGAGCGGGGUUCCCUUGAUGGCUUUAUUAGAGGCCGGGGCCAGGGCCAGGGCCGCUUUCAGGAUCGGAGCAACCCUGGCACCUUCAUGCGCGGUGAUCCCUUCAUGCCACCAGUGGCCUCCUCUGAGCCCCUGUCUGCUCCCUGGACUGAGAUGAACUAUGUAGGUGGACGGGGCCUGGGAGGACCCUCCCCUAGCAGACCUCCACCUUCCCUCUUCUCCCAGUCCAUGGCCCCGGAUUUUGGCCUGAUGGGCAUGCAGAGUACGGGUGGUUAUGACAACUCUGUGCCCUAUGGAUGUGGCCGGUCACAGGCCCGGAUGAGGGAUCGGCCCAGGAGAAGAGGGUUUGACCGCUUCGGCCCAGAUGGAAUGGGCAGGAAACGGAAGCAGAUGCAGAUUUAUGAUGAACCAGACACCAAACAGGCCCGGGCUGACAGCGAAGGAGAUUUUUCUGAAAACGAUGAUGGAGCUGGCGACUUCCGUUCAGGAGAUGAAGAAUUCAGGGGUGAGGAUGAAUUCUGCGACUCUGUGAGACAGAGAGGAGAGAAAGAUGAUGAGGAUGAUGAAGUGAAAAAGAGAAGAGAAAAGCAGAGGAGGAGAGACAGGAUGAGAGACCGAGCAGCUGACAGGAUUCAGUUUGCCUGUUCUGUGUGCAAGUUUCGUAGUUUUGAAGAUGAAGAAAUUCAGAAGCAUCUGCAAAGUAAAUUUCACAAAGAGACACUAAGGUUUAUAAGUACAAAAUUGCCUGAUAAGACCGUGGAGUUCCUCCAGGAAUACAUUGUAAACAGGAAUAAGAAAAUUGAGAAACGGCGUCAGGAAUUGAUGGAGAAGGAAAGCAUGAAACCCAAAUCAGAUCCUUUCAAAGGGAUUGGCCAGGAGCACUUCUUCAAGAAGAUAGAGGCUGCUCACUGCCUGGCUUGUGACAUGCUGAUUCCUGCACAGCCCCAGCUCCUCCAACGGCACCUACACUCUGUUGACCACAAUCACAACCGUCGUUUGGCUGCUGAACAGUUCAAGAAAACAAGCCUCCAUGUGGCGAAGAGUGUUUUGAACAACAGACAUAUUGUGAAGAUGCUGGAAAAAUACCUCAAGGGCGAAGACCCUUUCACCAGCGAAGCCGUUGACCCAGAAAUUGAAGGAGAUGAGAAUUUAGGAGGUGAUGAUAAAGAAGAGACGCCUGAGGAGGUGGCUGCAGAAGUUUUAGCUGAGGUGAUUACAGCAGCAGUGAGAGCAGUAGAUGGGGAAGGAGCGCCCAUUCCAGAGAAUAGUGAAGCACCGACUAAAGGGGAAGACACCAUGGACACAGUGGAAGCCACUGGUGGUCCCCACCCUGAACAGCUGCUGGAAGCAGAGACGCCCUGUGAAGUGGCAUCUGAGAAGGGGAACGCUGAAGCAGAGGAAGGAGGUAAGGCAGGAGGUGAAGUAGCCCAAGCUGAAAGUCAAGCUGCCAAGAUUGAAGGUGAAUCUGCUGAAGUUGGAUGUGAAGUGGAAACCCUGACAGCAGAGGCAGAAAGCACUGUAAUAGUCAAUGCUGCUCCACAAGCUGCCAUGGAUGCUGAAGUGGAACAAAUGGAUGCAGAGUCCAAAGAUGUUAUUCCCACAGAAUGAGCCUCUUCUCCAUUUUAAGGGGUGUGUUAUAUAAUGUAUUGCUCUUCUUUGGUUUGUAAGCAGUACUAGGGUGUGUGUUACUGGAAUAUACUGAAAACUUAUUUUAGUAAAGAGACCCAGCCUUUUCCUUUAUGAAAGUGUACCUCAUGGGCUUGUCUUACAGAGUUGUGUGGCUUUCUGCCUUGGUUUGAAGGCUGCAGAAGUUGUACAUUCCCCAAAGCAACUGUGAUGAAUGUGACAUCUUUUUACACUGCAGUUGGAAUAAUAAAAAUUGGGUAAUUCUGUUUUGAUGAUACUUUGCUUGUUAAAUACAGCCACUAACUAACUGCCCUCUGCCCCCCUUUUUUAAUUUUUUUUUUUUUUUUUUUUUUUUUUUUUUUGGUCUGGGAGCAGCUCAGUACUAGAACAUAUCUUGCUUUAUAAAGGAUUUUUUGUUUUUAAGUUUCAAGAAUUUGCUUUGACUUCAGUUUUUGAUUUCUGUUUUUGUAGCAUACUGUAUGGUGUGUGAUCCUCACAAAAUGUAGCAGAUUCUUGUUAACGUGUGAUACUAGCUUUCUCACAUCAGUGAACUCAGAGACCUGAUGCAUCUGAGAUAACCUGCACCACUGGAAGCACACCCACUUGCCCCUCAAGAAUGAGGAAACUGCCUAGGGCUUUGUUUCCCAAUUUUUAGUCCUUAGUGAAUCACCUUUAUAAUUUUUUACCUCAUCUGUCUUCCACCUCUGCAUUACUUCAGGUUUUUUUUUUUCCUUUAAAAUUGAGUUACUAUUUCUACUUAAAUGUAUUUAAAAAGAAAACUUGAUGUUACUCUCAUAAAUGGAAAACCAAUAAAUAUUGCCAUAGGCAGACACUAGCUGUAAAAAAAAAAUAUAUAAUGAAAUAAACAUUUUAGGUAAAUAACUAUUCCUUUGGAGGUUUCUGAAUCUGAGAAAGGAAAGCUAGCAUGUGUAAAAGGGUAGCGAGCAACGUUUAUACUAGCAUAUAAUCAAAAGAAUUAGAAGAAACCUCCCGUUUGAAAUGAUGUUGCUGGGCCUGUUAUCCCUUUAAAACUUGACUGUCAUAUUUUGGGAAGCACUGCUUGUGGAAUUAGAAAAAGGUCGUUAAAGUAUAUGAUGAGCAUCUACUGUGUACCAGGUGCUAAUCCAUGAUACAAAGGAGAUAUGGGCACUGCUCUCAAGGAGUCUUCUUAGAGAUGUGAAACGAAUAUUUAUGAAAAAGUCAAUACUAGAACUAAAAUCAAAUAAAUGCGCAAUAAGCAAAAGAAAAAAAAUGGUGCCUCUGAAUCAUUUCUGCUCAUCAUUACUCAGUUCUACUUAGAUAUGGCUUAGUCACAGUUUGAGAAUGCACCUUAAAGCUUGUUCUCUUAAGGGAAAAAUGUUGAUGGUGUUGAACAUCAGUAGCUUGAAAAAGGGUAACAAAAAUCUAAUUUUUUUUCUUUUAAGGCCUCCCUGGUGGCCUGGGGAUUAAGUCUCAGGGCUGUCACCAGUAUGGCCUGAGUUCAGUCCCCGGCCAGGGAGCUAACCCACAUGGUGCAGCAGACCUCUCCUGUCUGGCCUACUGCUCCCCUCAGCAGUGUAUUUCAGUAGAUCCACCUGUUCUGCUUUCCAUUGUAUCUCUGGUGAAUCCUCUCCCCCCAAUUAUAUGGAAAAAAAAAAUUAUAACACAAAAAGUCAUUAAAUCCAUAAUUAGUAGGGCUUUUCCACCUCCCACCCCUUGUGAAAUGACAUGAAUUAUUUAUUCCUAAAUUUUGGUUAAGCUAGGCCUUUAUCCCCUAAAAUGGGAGUAACUACUUGGAUUACAUAAACAGGAUGUCACAAUUUCAAGUUUCCUCAUUGAGAACUAAUAUUUAUCAGUUCCCAUUGUAGGGAGGAAACUGAGGAGGGAAGGAGGUUAAGUUACUUUUAGUUAGGGUCUUAUGGAAGAUGUGGGAUUACCCAAAUUCAUACACAGGACUGUGAGAUACAAAUGGCCUGAACUUUCCAUGGAUCACCGUUAUUUUUGUUUUAUAUUUACUUUUGUAUACAAGAACUGGAGUGUAGGCCAGAGGUGUAGGUGGGCGAGAAGAUUCACCAGAGACAGAAUGGGGAGCAGGACUGGCAGAUUAACUGAAAUACACUGCUGAAGGUAGAAGCAGGCAAAACAGGAGAGGUCUGCUGCACCAUAUAUGGGUCAGUUCCCUGGCCAGGAACCAAUCUGAGGCCAUAGUGAUGAUAGCGCUGAGACUUAACCCUUAGGCCACCAGGAAGGCCCCCUGGAUCAUCCCUAUUAAAGACAGGUUUAAAGAAGUUGCUAUUCCCAGGCCAAAAAAAAAAAAAUUGUAAGAGUAAGAGCUUAAUUUCAAGUUUAUAUAAUCAUGGGGUCUGUGUGAUUUCUAUGAAAUAGUUGUUAAAGGGGAAACAAUACCAUGUAAAGAGCAAAGGGCUCAUUCAAGGGUAUGUGGUUAUUAUUAUUACUAAAAUUGGCUUUCACUGCCUGAAGACCUGAUGAAAGUGGUCCUUGCUUACUAGAAGUAUGGCCAGUAGUGAUUAGACUGUAUAGAGUUUUAAUUUUUCAUGGAAUUUUAGAACUACCAUAAUAGCAUAGAACUUUUUAGCAUUUGUUUUUACAGAAACCACCUUGGCAAGCUCAAUGCAAAGAUGGAUGUGGAAAAGCACACAUCCAAUAAUGGACAUUUGGUUUCCACCUGUUGGCUAUUGUGAAUUAUCCUAUUAGCAACAUUCUUGAAUAAAUAUUUGAGUACCUGUUUUCAAUUCUUUUGAUACUACCUAAGAGUGAGUUGUUGGGUCAUGGUAAUUCUGUGUUUAAAUUUUUAACUUUAUUUCAGUGCAUAGAAGAACUGGGGUAUAGGCCCAAUGUGCAGGGCAUGAGUGGAUUCAGCAGAGAGAGUGGGGAGCAGAAUAGGCAGAUCUACUGAGAUACACCGCUGAGGGGAGCAGGGGGCGAGACAGGAAAAGUCUGCUGACUGUGGUUUAGCUCUCUGGAGAUCGAACUCAUGCCACAGUGGCUGGCAGUAGCUUGAUAGCACUGAGACUUUAACCCCUGCGCCACCAGGAGGCCCCUGUGUUUAAAUUUUUGAGGAACCACCAAACUCUUUAACCACAACUGUACUAUUUUACAUUCCCAUCAGCAAUGUACAAGAGUUCUAAUACUUAGCAAUCUUACCAAUACUUAAUUCACAUUUUUCAAAUCUAGACAUCCAUGUGGGUAUGAAGUGGUAUCUCAUGAUUUUACCUGCAUUUUUCCAAUAAAUACUGAUAUUAUGUGCCUAUUCACCAUUUGUUUAUCUUUGGAGAUAGAGAAAUGUCUUUUCAAAUUGUUUGGUCUUUUAAUUGGGUUGUCUCUUGUUGAAUUGUAGGAGUUCUUUGUACAUUUUGGAUACUAGGCAUGUAUUGGAUUUGUGAUUAUUUUCCCACACUCUGUGAGUUGUCUUCACACUCUAGUUUUGUGUAGGAGUGAUACAGGGCAGCAAGGGGCACUAAAAUUGGCCAAGGACACUGCACAAGUAGUUUAUGGGUCACUGUCAGUUUUUCACCCUGUCUGAGCUUUCCACUUGUGCACACAAUUGCAAGACUAAUCAGGUUCAGAGAACAAUAAUGUGAUUUAUUUAACAAACCAGGGAAAAACAAAGAGUUACUGAGGCCAAAAAUGGCUGUUUACCUCACCCAAAGCAGUGUCGAGCGCUUUUAAAGUCCUAAACACAAACAUUCCAAAAAUGGUGUCGUCCCACCACUAAGGACACAGAGCUCCUCUACUGAACAAUAGGCCACACUCACAAGGUGGCAUCUUCCUGCCACUGUGGACCUGAAGCACGCAGCAGCCAGGCUAUAGGCCAGGAUCCAACUCAUGAAGACCCAGAGGAUACAACAGGAGAUGCUCCCAGAGCUACCAAGAUGCCCCACCACAGCACCAGACAAACACUCAAAACAGCAAUUGCAGCAGCUUAAUGACCCCACAAAACGGCCAUACUCACGCACCUCAGCAAGGUGCCCAGCUCUGGGUCUUUGCCUUCCCUGCCAGGCUGUUACGGCAGCAAACUGGAACAGUGUCAGUUACUUGGCUACCUGCAAAGCCUCCGAAAUUUUCCUCUCUGAGGUUGGCUGCUGGAAGCCUCCCCGCAUUCUUCAGAAGUCUACAACAGCCUUCUGGAAGAUCAGCAUGGUGGGGCCUGACCCCAGAAUCGCUGAAGAUCCAAAAACGCUAAAUCCCGAACACUGAAUGCUCACACGCUAAAUCCUGAACACCAAAUGUUCAAACGCUGACUCCCGAACACCUAAUGCUCAAACGCUGAAUCCAGAACGCUGAAUGCUGGAGGCUGCCUCUGCAGUCCCUUAUAUUUCUUAUCAGAGUCUCUACCCCAAAAUGUGAUACGUUGUUCGCAUUUUCCUGGGGCUGUCUAUCCUCACCAGCACCCCCAGGGUGCACCACCUGUAACUGUCUCUGGCUUCAGCCACCAGUUACAGGAGAACUGGUAUAGGCCAGAGAUGGGGGUGGGGGGAGUAAUAGGAUUCACCAGAGACAGAGUGGGGAGCAGAACAGGUGGAUUUACUGAAAUACACUGCUGAGGGGAGUAGGAAACGAGACAAGAAGUCUGCUUGUGCCACGUGGGUUAGCUCCUUGGCCAAGGAUGGAACUCAAACCAUCACAGUGGGCCAUCAUUGGGAUAGUGCUGAGAUUUAACCCCUAGGCCACCAGGGAGGCCCCAAAUUUUUCUUUUGUUGCUUUUACUUUUGGUGUUAAAGGUAAGAACCCAUUUGUAAAUCCAAGUCAUGAUAAUUUGCUCCUGUUUUCUUCUAAGGGUUUUAUGGUUUUAGUUUUUUUUUUAGAUCUGUGAUCCAUUUUUAGUUUAUCCUUGUAUAUGGUAUAUGGUAAAUUUCAAUUUUAUUGUAUCCUAUGUAAAUAAUCAGUUAUCUCAGCACCAUUUGUUGAAGAGACUCUUCUUGCCCCUAUUGAAUGAUCUUGGUACCCUUGUCAAAAAUCAAUUGACCAUAGCUACAUGGGUUUAUUUUGGACUGUCAAUCUAUUCCAUACCAGUACCACUGCAGCUUAUGCCAGGUAAGAGGUGGAAUCAGAAGUGUGAGUUUGGGGCCUCCCUGGUGGCACAAGGGGUUAAGACACAGCACUGUGAAGCUCCCCACAGCCACUGCAGCACGAGUUCGAUCCCAGGCCAGCCAGGGAGCCAUCCACAUGGCGCAGCAGACCUUUCCUGUCUCGCCCACUACUCCCCUCAGCAGUGUAUUUCAGUCAGUCUUCCUGUUCUGUUCCCCACUAUGUCUCUGGUGAAUCCUCUCACCUCCCCACUCCUCUGGCCUGUAUCCCAGUUCUUGUAUGCCUAAAUAAAUCUUUUUUUUAAAAAGUAUGGGGCCUCCCCUCGUGGUGCAGCGGUUGAGCGCUGGACUAUGAGGCUGCCCAUGGCCUCUGCAGCGCUGGUUCGUUCCCCGGCCGCUGGCGAGGGUCCCACAAAAAAUAAAUAAAUAAAGUAUGAGUUACCCAACUUUGCCAAUCUUUUUCAAAACCGUUUUGGUUAUUCUGGGUCCCUUGGGUUUCCGUAUUAUCAAUUUCUAUGAAGAAAUCAGUUUGUAUUCUAAUGGGUAUAAUAUUGACCAUAUGGAUGAGCUUAGAGAGUAUUAACAUCUGUGUAAUAUUAAGCCAUCCUAGUAAUAAAUAUGGAUUUCUUUUCACUUUUUUUUUUUAAGAUUGAUUUAUUUAUGCAUACAAGAGCUGGGUACAGGCCACAGGUGCAGGUGGGUGGUGAGAGGAUUCACCAGAGACAGUGGGGAGCAGAACAGGCGGAUCUACUGAAAUACGCUGCUGAGAGGAGCAGCAGGUGAGACAGGAGAGGUCUGCUAUACCAUGUGUGUCACCCCCUGGAUGGGAAUCGAACUUGUGCUGCAGUGGCUGCAGAUAGCUUCAUAGUACUGAGACUUAACCUCUUGCACCACCAAGGAGGCUCCUUUUUAAGUAUUUUCUUUUGAUGUUGUUAUAGAUGGAAUUAUUACUUUCAUUUUUGGAUUAUUGGUUUUUGUGUGAUCUUACAUCCUACAAAUUUGUUCAACUAAUUAGCUGGAAUAGACUUUGUGAUGGAAUAGAUUUUAUUUAGGAUUUCCUAUAUGUAAGAUUAUGGCAUCUGUAAACAGAAAUUGUUUUCAGGACCUCUUG
Molecule: messenger RNA, 8375 nt
Organism: Talpa occidentalis (Iberian mole)
Lineage: Eukaryota; Metazoa; Chordata; Mammalia; Eulipotyphla; Talpidae
Gene: AKAP8
Product: A-kinase anchoring protein 8
Exons: 14
Coding region: 33-2219 (728 amino acids)
Cellular component (GO): nuclear matrix; nucleus
Molecular function (GO): DNA binding; protein kinase A regulatory subunit binding
Source: RefSeq, a predicted model, not a curated record